This is a messenger RNA of Striga hermonthica, 1083 nucleotides long. The record is from the annotation of a GenBank genome assembly. NCBI's taxonomy places the organism in Eukaryota, Viridiplantae, Streptophyta, Magnoliopsida, Lamiales, Orobanchaceae.
AUGCGCUUUGAUGCGAGAUCUAAGAUAUCCCCUGAGUGGAAUGGUUUUGGUUCCUUCUACUUUAUGGUCCCUCAGAUCGAGUUUGACGAGUUUGAAGGAAGUUCAAUGAUAGCUGCAACUGUGGCGUGGGAUAAUCGUCUUUCACUUCCCUACGAACAAGCAGUUGCAACACUCGAAGCUACACUGUCCGAGGUUUCAACAGUCGUUUGGAAAAUAAAUGAUAGCUCUCAUCGUGCUCCUGUCCUUCACCAGACUCAUGUUCCCAACAAAGCCUCGUGGGAUCAAGCUGUUAAACGAGCUCUUGACUUGAUAAGCAGUAAAAACUCCUCGCUUGUUAAGGUUGUGCUUGCGCGUAGCAGCAGAAUUCUGACCACGGUUGAGAUUGAUCCUUUAGAAUGGUUAUCGAGCUUGAAGGUUGAAGGGGCUAACUCGUACCAAUUUGUUCUUCAGCCACCUGAAUCCCCUGCAUUCAUUGGGAACACACCUGAGAGACUGUUUUACCGAGACCGUCUAAGCGUAUACAGUGAGGCCUUGGCCGGAACUCGAGCUAGAGGAGGAACAGAAUCACUAGAUUUACAAAUAGGACAUGAUCUACUCACCAGCCCUAAAGAUCACCAUGAAUUCGCUGUCGUAAGAGAGAGUAUAAGAAGAAAAUUCGAGAACGUGUGCACAAGCACUGUAGUUGAACCGAGCAAAGCUCUAAGGAAACUGCCACGUGUCCAACAUCUUUAUGCUAAGCUAACGGGCACAUUGCAGAAAGAAGAUGACGAGUUUAAGAUUCUGUCUUCACUUCAUCCAACCCCUGCUGUUUGUGGGCUUCCAACUGAAGAUGCACGAAUUCUAAUAUCACAAACUGAAAUGUUUGACCGAGGAAUGUAUGCUGGCCCGGUUGGAUGGUUUGGUGGUGCUGAGAGUGAAUUUGCCGUCGGAAUAAGAUCAGCAUUAGUAGGAAAGGAUAUCGGGGCAUUACUUUAUGCUGGGACCGGAAUAGUAGAAGGAAGCAACUCUUCUCUCGAGUGGAAGGAACUCGAGCUCAAGACAUCUCAGUUUACGAAACUGAUGAAACUCGAGGGAGAGAGUUGA